Neohortaea acidophila is the source of this 2341-nucleotide messenger RNA. RefSeq lists its product as uncharacterized. Bases 175 to 2268 code for a protein of 697 amino acids. The transcript is spliced from 2 exons. The record is from RefSeq and is a predicted model, not a curated record. NCBI's taxonomy places the organism in Eukaryota, Fungi, Ascomycota, Dothideomycetes, Mycosphaerellales, Teratosphaeriaceae.
UCUUGUGUGGUCGCCAAUGCCUGCUGUGUUCUUAACAAAUCACACUCUCGUCACGCCGCCGUGCCUCGUCUAUGCUUCUCCGCAUAAACCCAGUCUCCGAUCUGGGAGCUGUGAGCUCGUGGCGUGCUACCACCCUCCUUGCGCCGAGGUUCGCAAGGUGGCCGUUCAGGCAGCAUGAACCUGACUGUUCGUGUGGCCGGCCGCCAAAGCGGCCGUCAACGGAUGCACAAUGGUCCGCGUGAUCCUCGACCCAGUCUUCAAUGGCGAGCGAACCUUACUGGAUUGUCACAAGUCCAUAACCUGUAUUUCGUCGCUUACGGCCCUGAUAUUCAUGUAUACGAGCCGCAAUAUCCAACCCAGGCUGUCUCCAAAAAUCCAUUACUCUUCUUCACCUCUUCGCCAUCAGCUCCUGGAUUGGCAGGCUACAUAGACCCGACGAACCCACACGCUAUCAACAACCUGGUCGUGCAAUUUCUCGGAAACGAGGAAGUCGUUGCGGUCGUGCGAGACGAUGGAGACGUCGACGCCUUUCUCAUUCGCCACGUCGUCGGCGCCAUUGCAAGGAGAGCCGAGUCCUCCAUGUCAUAUCCACCAUUCGAAGAUGGCAUUCGACCCUUCUUUCAAGCUAAUGUCGAAAAGUCUGCCUGGGGUCUGUCCAUUCAUGCACAAGCAAGGGUCCUUGCAGUGUCCUCGAAUGCGCAUGAAGUGAGGGUGUUCAAAUUCGGCUUACUUCAUGCGCACGACCCAGACUCGAGCGAGCAUGAAGACGACGCUGCAACGGCCGACCGGGCGACAGACGUCACCCAUCAAAUCCUCAACGGCGAGGCCAAUAUUCCUUACAUCUCUUUCUGCAACACCGGCGACGAUCCAGAAGGUCGUUGGCUCUUGACCACCGACAUCAGCGGCGAGUGCCGAGUGAUGGAUUUGCGAGCUCUAAAAACCGUGCAACACUUUCGUUUGGGAGGCUCACGGCACUUCCUGUCCUGGUAUGAUCAUAACUUUGAUCGGAAUCAUGCCGGCUGGCUUAUCAUGUUUCUCGAUCGACGCUCGUUCCAGGAGGCCGAGACCGUGAGCGAAGCGCUGGGGUUGAUGGCAGGAGAGAUGCCACCCAAUCUCAAGCGCAAUCCGAUGAUGUGGGAUCUGAGCGGCACUGUGCAACACUUACCAGGAUAUGAGACUCCUCUCAUUUACAGUAAUGAGUCUACUGACGGACGGAGGAGACGAGAUGAAGAUCCCAGGCCAGGAAAUGACCAGCGUGCUCCUGCAUGGGUGCAACUUGUUGACGAAGAUGAGAGAGACGACGUUGACAGUGACCAGGAAGCGCCACUAGAGAUUGAAAUCGAGAUCAACGAUCCCAUGUCAGAAGACGAAUCUCAAGAGGAGCCAUCGUAUACGCUCAAUCCGACAGAGGCACAACCUCAUGCCACAAUUCUAGGCCCCUCCGAAUCCCCAACCAGCCCCAUGUCAUACGAAUCAGACAGCGAAGGCAGCCCAUCUUCAAUCCCCAUCAUCGACGACGCCUCCGACCCCGACGCCGAACCCGUCGAGGACCCCACCCACAUCCCCUACAAUGCGCUCUACAACGGCCAAGCAAUCUCCUCCAACACCCCCAAGUACGCCAUUGAUCACGACCAGCCCUUCUGCGCCGACCUACCAUGUCCAAUCCUCCACGCUUCAGUGCGGGACAUCUACCUCCUGCAGCCCUCGCACCAAGCAACCCAGCGCGGCCCGCACGCGCCUCCAACGCUCGGCUUCGCCAAUCCGCUCCGCCAACGCAUCGACCACCGCAUGGCUUUUCUUCUGCAUUUCCAGCGACUGAACAUGACCGCUUACAUCCCAGACUUAGGCGCGGUGAUCAUUGCGUCCCAAAAGGGGCGAGCGAUCGUUCUCGCCCUGACGAAAAUCACGGCCGAGACAGAGUGGGAAGAGGAAAUGCUCCUCGCAUCCUCCUCCACUCCCGGCGCCGCGUCAGGCGGCAGUGUAGGAAAGCAAGGGUCGAAACAGCAUCGGCCCCCGCCGUGGACGCAAAAGACCAUCUACGCGAUGCGCGUGCAGUGCAUUCUACCCUUUGCCGAGCAGGAGAAGGCGCAUGAGCGGCCUUUUGCGCCGCUGCAUGGACUUGCUGCUGCGCCUUUGCAGGGGUGCGAGGCGGGCAGGCAGAGGUGGAGGGUGCUGAUGAUGUAUCAGGAUCAUUCCGUGCUGAGUUAUGAGAUUUCGCGGGGUAGGGCGGAGGCUGGUGGUAUUGGGGUUGAGGCGGUGGCGGUUUGAUGUGGGAUGUAUGAUGAUAUUGCUAUACUUGGUUCACGAUUCACGAGUGACGAACGGGCUGGGUUGGGUGGCA